This is a messenger RNA of Heterocephalus glaber (naked mole-rat), 2402 nucleotides long. The record is from RefSeq and is a predicted model, not a curated record. NCBI's taxonomy places the organism in Eukaryota, Metazoa, Chordata, Mammalia, Rodentia, Bathyergidae.
AGUAAAGGGGUGGGUCGCAAUGCUGAGCGGCCGCCCUGGAGUGGUGGGCAAUAAGAUCUCAAUCGAGGACCUGCGAGGUACCUCCUUAGCCUAAAGGUGGGAAGUGGGAGUAUGUAGCUCUUAAGUAAGUGUCCUUCAGCCUGUCUCCUUCUGCGCCUCCCUUUUCUCCGGACGUCUGGGCCCAGAGGCCAGGCGGAGCCCGGGAGCAGGUUAUUCAUUUCUCGGGGGCCAAUGCACAGCUAAGAGCUCCUUAGCACACCAUAUGCCGUGGCACAGGACUGCAUGCGCUGGGAAGAAGAGAUGCCUUUUUCUAAUUCUCACAAGGACACCAGCAGGAGAAUAAAAUGAACAAACCCAGAUUUGAUGACUGCAAACAUUGUUAGUCAUGAUGUGACCUCAGCGUGAGGAAGAGGAAUGCUCAUACAGUUCCAUGGAGGUAGAGGGUCAUCCAGCAUUGUCAGCCUCUGCUGCAUUCACAGGAAACUCCCUUUGAUCCCUUUGAAGUCCAUAUGGCUCUGUAUGAUGAAGAUCUCCUGAAAAAUCCUUUCUAUCUGGCCCUGCAGAAGUGGCGUCCAGACUUGUGCAGCAAGGUGGCCCAAAUGCAUGGCAUUCAUGGUGCCUCCAUUAAUGCUUCUAACAAUAUGGGCAACACAGCCCUGCAUGAAGCCGUGAUAGAAAAGCAUAUCUUCGUGGUGGAGCUGCUUCUGCUUCACGGGGCAUCGGUGCACAUCCUGAACAAGCGGCAGCGCACAGCUAUGGACUGCGCAGAACAGAAUUCAAAAAUAAUGGAGUUACUUGAAGUAGUACCAAGUUGUGUUGCCUCAUUAGAUGAUGCUGCUGAAACAGAGCACAAGGAGUACGUGACUGUCAAGAUCAGGAAAAAGUGGAACUCAAAAAUGUGUGAUCUACCAGAUGAGCCUUUUACAAGACAGUUUUACUUUGUUCCCUCAGUUGGUCCAUUUAAGGGAAGGACUUCAAGGGAGAUUACAGCAAGAGAUAGAAGUGUCCCUAAUUUUACAGAAGGUUGUUUGCAUGAGAGAGGCAAAGAGGCACACAGAACCAGUUGCCUGCCAGAGCAGAGCAGACUGCAGACGGCUGAUGAGGGAAGUGAUGACCUGCCUGAGGAGAGGCCCGAACGGAAGCAGUUGGUUCCCAGGAACCGGCGAAUGCUCCGCAGGCAUACGGUUGAUGUCGUGGUUGUCCCCAAGGACCCAGAGACUGCUGGUAGCCCAACCCCCUCCCAGGAGGCCACUAUCUCCCAGCCUCAACAGUAAUGGGGUUAAAUUUGCUGCCAGCAAGUGAGCAUGCGAGAUGACACUCAGCAUGAAUACAGCUUACACCUAAGUAUAUUUGAAAUAACUGACUUGACAGGCUGUCUUCAGAAGGUCCCCAGAAGCUUUUCCGUGGCUAAAAGAAUGAGUGCAACAAAAACGUUUCACCAUCUCUCUCCUCUUCAAAGCUAAUGAAUACACUUGAAAAGGAAUGGAGAGAAAUUUGGUAAGUGUCCAGCUCCUACAUCUGAGGUGUGUCUCUAAGUAUUCGAAUUUCCUGGCUGCAGGUAGAGGGUUCACUGUCAGAUUCCGUCCUCCUACCCCAAGGUGCUCAUCUCUGUGAUAAAUUAGCAAAGCAUAUGCAAAGAGAAUCCCUUCAUCUGGGAUAAGCCAAAGAGAAGAAACUUAGGUUUCAUGGUACCAUGGAGGCCAGGCAGAAAUGUCACAUCGAAAUGAAUAAGUGGAACCCGGAAAAUGUUCCUUUGCAAAGCAGCAUUGGAACCAUUCUGACGUUCAUCUUAGCACACAUAAGAGCUGUUCUCUUCCAGCAGACAUUGGCCACUGCAUGUAUGCACGUAUAGCAGUGUUCCCAGAAAUAUACCUUUCCGUUAAGGACCUCCUCCCUUAAGGGCAGAGGACAGCAGUCAGCAGCAAGGUACUUGCCUAGGACGAGCGAGGCCCUGGGUUCAAUCCCUUGCACCACCAAAAAAAUAAAAUUUAAUAACCUUUUAAAGGUCACACCUAAUGAAUGGAUGGUUACUAGAGGGUAGAUUUGGCACAUCUUUCCUUAAGUCUUUUGAUUCAAAUUCAAAACUUACAGCACAAACCAGGUCAAUGUUUAAGUUAGAAUUUAUUGCCAUGUAUUACUUUUUAUAAAUUUCUAUAGAUUAUACUGUUAUUUUUUUAUGUUUUUGGCCUACAGCUACAAACAUGGGUUUGUCCUUGGUACAUUUUCAAAUAACUUUGUAAUAGGGAAAUGGUUUUGUGCACAUUCUUGGAAAUACUUGUGUACGUAUAGAAGGCAGGGACCGGUUAUUUUUCUACAAGAUAAUUUAUGAUUUCUAAUUUUCUAAUGUGCCUUGGGUAUGUGCCAAACGAUGGAAACGAAACAGUAAACUUUAUGAUUCCUGA